Molecule: messenger RNA, 3612 nt
Organism: Manis javanica (Malayan pangolin)
Lineage: Eukaryota; Metazoa; Chordata; Mammalia; Pholidota; Manidae
Gene: GFI1
Product: growth factor independent 1 transcriptional repressor
Biological process (GO): regulation of transcription by RNA polymerase II
Cellular component (GO): nucleus
Molecular function (GO): RNA polymerase II cis-regulatory region sequence-specific DNA binding; DNA-binding transcription factor activity, RNA polymerase II-specific
Source: RefSeq, a predicted model, not a curated record
GAUUGGGGGUUAAUGAGAGCGGCGAAGCCGGCAGCUAGCUCCCUCUCAAGCCCGCGCCAAGAGCCCGGUUCUAGCUGGCCGCUGCCGGAGGAGCCUGCGCUCUCCGAGUCCGCUAAACUGAUGGUACUCCGCUGACUCCGGGACAGCGCGCGUUUUCCAGCCAGCGCACAUUGAUCUGGCUCGACUUCCCCAAGACAAGGUUUUUGAUCUCCGCCUGGCUGGAGCUGAGCCAAAACUCGGAGUGACAGUGGGCUGACAGCGGCUCCAGAAACCCUUGGAGUGGAGUGGGGAGCGCGCCAGACCACUAUGCCGCGUUCAUUCCUUGUCAAGAGCAAGAAGGCUCACAGUUACCACCAGCCGCGCUCCCCGGAAUCCAACUAUUCCCCCCUCCUGGAGAAUGUACUGGCGCCAGGCGGAGCAGACAGUACCUCGAUCGCAGGCGGGGCGAAGGCUGAGCCCCGGGGCCGUUUGUCCCCCGAGUCGCAGUUGACCGAGGCCCCCGACAGAACCUCCGCAUCCCCUGGCAGCUGUGAAGGCAGCGUCUGCGAUCGCAGCUCGGAGUUUGGGGACUUCUGGAGGCCUCCGUCGCCCUCCGUGUCUCCAGCCUCGGAGAAGUCGGUGUGCCAGUCUCUGGACGAAGCUCAGUCCUUCCCCCUGCCCUUCAAGCCCUACUCCUGGAGCAGCCUGGCGGGAUCUGACCUGCGACAGCUGGUGCAGAGCUACCGGCCUUGCGCUGCUCUGGAGCGCGGCACUGGCUUGGGCCUCUUCUGCGAGCGCACGCCGGAGCCAGGCCAUCCCGCCGCACUGUACGGCCCGGAGCGGGCUGCGGGCGGCGCGGGGGCAGGGGCACCUGGCGUAGGCGGCGCAGGAGGCGGUACCACGGGUGGUGCAGGCCUGGGGCUCUACGGCGACUUCGGGCCCGCGGCAGCGGGGCUGUACGACCGGCCGGCGGCGGCGGGUGGGCUGUACUCGGAGCGCGGCCACGGGCUGCACGCGGACAAGAGCACCGGCGUCAAGGUGGAGUCGGAGCUGCUGUGCACUCGCCUGCUCCUGGGCGGCAGCUCCUACAAGUGCAUCAAAUGCAGCAAGGUGAGGAUUCCGCGCGCCCGGUUCGGCCUACCCCGCGCCCGCGCCCCUGGCUGGGGCGCCCGCAGCCCCUCUCAGCGGCCUUCUACCCGGCCCCACCCGCCUCAGGUGUUCUCCACGCCGCACGGGCUGGAGGUGCACGUGCGCAGGUCCCACAGCGGCACGAGACCCUUUGCCUGCGAGAUGUGCGGCAAGACCUUCGGGCACGCGGUGAGCCUGGAGCAGCACAAAGCCGUGCACUCGCAGGAACGAAGUUUUGACUGUAAGAUCUGUGGCAAGAGCUUCAAGAGGUCAUCAACACUGUCCACACACCUGCUCAUCCACUCAGACACUCGGCCCUACCCCUGUCAGUACUGUGGCAAGAGGUUCCAUCAGAAGUCAGACAUGAAGAAACACACCUUCAUACACACUGGUGAGAAGCCCCACAAGUGCCAGGUGUGUGGCAAGGCCUUCAGCCAGAGCUCCAACCUCAUCACCCACAGCCGCAAGCACACAGGGUUCAAACCCUUCGGCUGUGACCUGUGUGGGAAGGGCUUCCAGAGGAAGGUGGACCUCAGGCGGCACCGGGAGACACAGCAUGGCCUCAAGUGAGAGCCCUGGCUGGCCACCAGCAGCAGUCACACAACACUACGGAGGGCAGCCUCCCCAUCGCCACCACCUGCUUCUGACUUCUUGGGCCCCCAGCCCAGGCGGCAAAGUCCUCCCGGUAACCCCUUCACCCUACUUCCUGGAGCUGCCAGAGGAGAUGAGUUUAUCUUUUCCAAGGUCAGCCUGGAGCUGGAACCAAAGGACUCGCUGGGCUUUGGACAUAUCGAAUAGGCUCCUCUGAGACUGAAGACUUGAAGUCAAGAGGGAAUCAGAUAAAAUCUUGUGCCCCACAGUCCUUCCCAUUCCCAGCCCUGCUCCACAGACAGGAAAGUCCUUUUGGUUUCUUCCUUCCUCCUGACUUGCCCUGGAUACUUGUGUGGAAGAGGAAUCUCCUUUUACGAGGUAGAAGCAUGCUAAUAUUGUUUUUUUUUUUUAUCUAGAAUGAAGAGUAAGUGUUAUUUUUAAUUUUUCCCUUCUGGGGAGUAUGUUGAUCCCUUUCUGUUGGGUGCUGCCUGUAAAUCUUGGAGGAAUUUUCUCCCACUUGAAAACUAGUUCAGAAACUGAUUUGGGGAAGGAGUUUCAUGCUUCUGAAAUUACAAGAUACACUGUUGAGGCUGCCCCAAGAUGGGGCUGAAGAAAAGUGGACUUGGUGAUGAGAGUUAGAGGUUCUACCUGCAGGAGGCCUGGGAAGGCUUCAUCAGAGGAAGUAGAAGCACACGCAAGAUGACAAGAUGUCAUCCUCAGCAAAUGUUUAUUGACCACUGGUGACCAUGGUACCAGGCCUUAUGCUAGGUACUGGGGAGCCAGAGAUGAAAGUCACAGCCCUGCCUCUACCCUUCAAAAGCUAAUAGGCAGCUCCAAGUGGUUGGGUCUGUUCUUUCCUUCCAGAGGGAUUUCAAAAAGAGAAAAGAGAAUCUUGAACCUUCCCUUCUGACCCAUUUGGAUUUUAUCAAGCAUAAACAAAAAGUAGCUGAACAGUUACUUUGAGAAUUUGUGUGUAUAUUCAGUUUUUUAUGUUCAGCUGAUACUUUUAAGAUGUCUAGGCUACCAGGCAUGUGGGAGUAAAGGCUCUGUCUUCAACUCUUUGACCCUCCAUGUGUACCAUAGAGGGAAAAAAAAUGUUUUUUACUUUGAUGAGGUUUGUAAAUGUUUUUAGAUAUUCUGCAGUGCAUUGUUUGUUAAUACAUAUUUAUUAGAGUGAUGUUUUAAGUUAAUAAAGUAUUAAGAAUCUUCACUACUGUUUUUCAUUUAGGCCAGGGAUUUGGGAAAGACCUUUGCUUCAGUCUGAAGGGGGAGCUGGCACUGAAGGGAACUACAGUGGAGUAUGAAAGUAAAGCAGUCAGGCCCGUGUCCAGAAGAGAGUGAAAUCUGAUUGCUCAGGUUUCCAUAUGCUCCCUUUUCUUCUAUGCCUCAAAGGUCCUUCUUUCUUAACAGAAGAGCUAGGUGUACAAAACUAAGCUUCUAACUUGUACCCCCUGAUGGUCCCACACAUAUGUAGGCUCUGUCUUCUGAGAUGCUAGGCUUUUGUACAGGCCAGAAUGCCCCCGAGAGGAAUAAAGAAAUCACAGACCUUAGGUCCAGAGAUUGAGUUUUACUCAGGUCACAGCACACCAUGUAACUUGGGCAGAUCUCUUGGCCUCCCCGGGACGGGGUUCCUUGACCAUAAAAUGUGGAUGUGGUUGUAUCAUCCCAAUCCAACCCUGAUCGCUUUGAUCCUGUGAAUACUGGUGGGGAAGGAAACUGAGAUUGCAUAGCUGUAACUUAAGCUAAGUUUCAAAUCUAGAGAUUCAUGAAGGGCAAUAAAGUUGGGAUCUGGGUUUUUUUGGGUUCUGUACAAUCUGUGGAAUUUCUUGCCGAAGUCAGUCCUAUAAAAGAAUGAAACCAGAAUAAGGUCCUGGCCUAAAUCCCACCUGUGCUCUUUCUAAUAUCUCCCAGCCA